GGGAUUUGAAGUCAUUGGUGUAUUUGUCUGCGGUUCCAAGUCUUUUCUGAUUCGUCUGUGUUUUUCUUGAGCCAUAGGUUUAAGCGAAUCCGAGUCGUGACUUGGUUUGCAGGAAGGAUCGCCGUUGUCUGCAGGACAUGGAAGCUGUGCACCAUCGUCCAUACCCUUAAUUCCUUCGCUCUCAACUUCAGCUGGAUUGAAAAGACCAAUGUUUAGCAUCUUUUUUCUUAAAGUGUACUAACAAACUUUCAAACUUUUUGUUUUAUAGAUUGUAAAAAGUCUUUGUAAAACGAUUCCUUAUGUUUUUAAAUAAUAAAUUGCAAUCAAUUGUUUAUUGUCCUCAGAAUUACUAUCUAUAAAUAUGUCAAAGACUACUAAUUUUGUAGUUUUUAGAUUUUCAUGAUAAUAUAAAACUAAAAUGUUGUAAAAAUACCUGCUAUAGAUGACUUUAGUGUUGUUCCAAGAUGAGUUUCAUGAUCAAGAUUCCUCGUCCAGUUGUCCGGACCGGUGGCCUGAAAAUAUUCAGGUAGUUUACUGUUUUUAUUAAGUUCAAAAUCAAAAUUCAAUUUAAAAGUAUACUUAAGAGAAACCAUUUUAUCAAGCUAUGAAUUGUAGAAGGGUGUUAAUUGUUAUUGGCUAUUUUAUUUAAAAUGUCUUCCAGUACACUUGAAUGCCGUUUCUCGGUUAAGAUUACUUACCGGUAUCGGUUUGGCAUAGACGGUUUGGCGUCCACGUCCAUCAGGUCCUGCUCCAAACAGGCAGAAAAGCGUCAGCAAUGUUACCACGAUCAUAAUUAUCGUAGGAACACUUCGAAUUUCACAGAAAUUUAACCCUAAAUUUCCACAGUACACUAGCAAAAUGCAAGCACCCGCUCGUGUCAACAAAUAAAGAUUUGUGAAGUUGAUUGCAAAUGUAGCCAAAUUAAUGUGACGAUUAGCGUCCAAUCAUACGUCACAAUAGUAACAGAAGUCACUUGACAUAUCCUGGGUUCUGUGAUUGGUGGAAAUGUUGUAAAUGAACAGGAGAUGUCAAUCACUCAACUUGUCGGAAAAGAUAGCCUUUUUAUCGGAUGAAGAAAGAUCCAAAUUUUUUACGGUCAAAUUUAGUACAUUUAACGUGACAUUUUUAUUGACGAUUUCACUACAAUUUCAUUCGAUGUUAUCAAAAUGUAUAAUGACAUCAGUAAUUUCUGGCCAUACAUGAAUUCUUAAGGGAACCUCUCCGUAAGUAGGAAACAUGUAGAAGGCGAACACGAAGAAGAGAUGCCCUUUUAAUGGGUCAGACAGCCCUCUAUUCUUUAGUUUAGAACAUGCGCCUGGUACAAAGUCAUUCUUACGCAUGCACUUCAACCCCAGGACGGAGGGUUGCUUCACUCAUUUGAAGAUUAAAACAUUUUUGGAUAGUAUACAACUAAAGAUGAAAUCCUUUAGAAGCUUUUCAAUUUGUAUUACUGCAGCCAUCGAACAGCAGGAAGUGCUUAGACUAAAGAAUAAGUGUGACGCCAAAACUUUUAUUUUUAUUUUGUCUAUCCACGAAGCGUCCUUGAAAGUCUGAAGGUUGCCUUUCAUGGAUCUCCACUAUCCUCUGCAUUUCACUUUUCUCUUUAAUUUUCCAUACCGUAUUCUCUUUAAUGAGCGCCCUCUCUCGUUUAAGCGCCCUCUUUUUGAGCAAAAAUUUGAAUGACCGUCCCUCUGGAAUGAGGGCCCCCCCCCAAAUAGUAUGAAAACAGAUUAAGACCAGCAAAUCGUUGAAAUCGCUAAUUUGAUCCAACAUAAACUCGAGUGAAUGAACUUAAUAAUAAACAGAAAUGUCAGACCUUGGGCAGAAGAACUCAAAUGAAGACACAUCUCGUCUUGAACAGCAAAUGGUUUCGACAGCAACUUUAUUUGUCUGCAGCUUUCGUUGAAUCUCUCUACAAAACUACGCGACACGAUAUUUAUAUGAUUACGUAGGGAAAUGAUUAAAAUGAUGAAAAUAACGGUUCUUUUCUAAAUAAGGUUAAUGUAAAUGUAUUUUAUUUUCUUGACCAACAGAAGUAUGCUAGAAAAGUAACUGAUGCAAUGUAUAUGCACCUGGCACAAGGUACAAUAUCUGAUGCAAUGCCUGCUUGUAACCAUCAUGAUACAGCGCAUUGCGUGGCCCUCCCGAGAAAUCCGACGGAGAGUGGUCUUAAACAUUUUUCAAGUCAGGGUUUUUGGCAGAGAUUUCAUUGUUUUAAUAGUCUGGCGGGCUGUAGUCUGUACUUAAGUGCCAGGAAACAAAGUUUACUGUAUUUCUGGCUCUUCGAAUCGAUUUGUUAGAACACAAGGUUUAUAAGCUGUUUAAAUAAAAAAAACACAAACUUUGGAAUAUAAAUUUUUGUAAAAACAAUGAUCGUUUGAAUGUUCAAAGCUCAGCCUUUUAUUGGUGGAUUUCUGUCUAUUUCAAAUGAGUCCCCUCUCCGAUGAGCGCCCCAUUCUAAUGACCGUCCGCUCCCCUCUCUGAGGCCAAAAAUUAAAUCAGCGCCAUGGGCAACGAGAGAAUACGGUGUUUUUUGGAAUGGGUCUUUAUUUUGAUGUUAUCUUUCCACAUUAUCCGAGUUCUACCCUUUGCUUUUUCGUUGCUUCCUGAGGCUUUUUCAGGCGUAGGUCCUGUCCUCAAUUUAUACGCCAGUCCGAGGCUGUUGAACGCGCCAAAUUCUUUGCCAGCUGCAAGCCUUCAGGUGAAGACAAUUCAAAACUUCAAACAUGUCGGAGGGGAGGAAAGGCCAGUUACAAACCCGAUAUACAAAAAUAAGAAACCUUGGCUCGGGCUCAUUCGGAGAUGUAUGGCUUGUGCGCUCAAACUUUAGUUUCAGAAACUACGUUGUAAAAGAAAUGAAUAAGAAAUGUAAUGAUGAAGAGGAACGGGCAAUGGCGGUAAACGAGGCGAACAUUCUUGCUCAACUCAAGCACAAGAAUAUCGUCCGUUAUAAAGAUGCAUUCUUUGACUGUAACAAGUUUUUUAUCGUUAUGGAAUAUGCAGAUGAUGGGGAUCUUUCAACCAAGAUAAAGAAACAAAAAGGGCGUAAAUUUCAAUCUGCACAAAUUCUUGAUUGGUUUGUUCAAUUGGUAAUGGCAGUUAAAUAUAUUCAUGAUCAAAAGAUCCUUCACAGAGAUCUCAAAUCCCAGAAUGUUUUUCUGACAAUGGCCGGAGUAUUAAAAGUUGGAGACUUUGGCAUAUCAAGAGUCCUUGGUUGCACCUCAGAGUAUGCACAGACUGUUGUUGGUACACCUUAUUAUCUCUCACCGGAAAUAUGUCAGAGAAAGCCUUACAACCAGAAAAGUGAUAUAUGGAGUCUUGGUGUCAUUCUUUAUGAAAUGGCUAUGCUUACUUAUCCAUUCACUGGAAAAGAUCUUUCAGAAUUAGUAUCUCGAAUUCUCCUAGGAAAAUAUGCUCCCAUCGACAGAAUGGUUGACCCAUUGAUACGUGACCUUAUUUUGAUCCUUCUGCAAGUCAACCCAAAAGACCGCGCUUCAGCUGCUGAUAUACUCUGUAUACCAUCGUUCUUAGUUUUUGCAAAGACAUUUGUCACUAAGAUGAAGCAAAGUGAAGCCAGUGCGAGGAAAGACUCUUUUGAAAGCCCUCGAAUUGAGAGGAAGAGAGACAAAGCUUUCAAAUACGACGUAGUAUUCGAUUUGACAGUUGACGAUAGUGACUUGAAGAAAGAUGAGAAGAAAAGUCCGUUUGAAGAAGAUAGUAAUAUGGAGCAAAGACGCAGGCAAGAUUUCUGCAAAGAGAGCGUUAUAAAUACAUCUUUGUCUUCGAAAGAAAAGAGGAAUCAUUGUAUUCGUGGUCAGGGAAGUUUUUCAGUCAAUGAUGAUUUGAACGGUGCUGCUUGUGAACCAGGUGGAUUUCGUCAAUAUCAAGAUACUUCGGAGAAGCGAUUCCACCAAUUUAAAGAUUGUGACUUUGAUGCUGUUUCUGUGGUCACUGUUGAAAGCAAAUACUGCUUUGACUCGCAAAAUAUUGUAGGGAAGAAAAGAAACCAGAAUGGUCCAUCUUAUGAAAGCUCGAAGAAACCUCGCAUUCAUGAAAUCGAUUCUUGGACAAGUUAUCAUUGCAAAGUUGAAGACCUCGGUUCCGUGACGAAUUUCUACGAAUUGAUUCAAUCGUCCUCUUAUAUUGAAGCUGGAGUAAACGGAUCAGAACCACAGAGAAGUUUAUCAAAAGUGAGGGAAACAGAAUCUCAGCAAAAUAUGGAGGACUUCAAAGCUGAGGUUACAAGAAACAUCGAAAACAGGAAAUCGCUUCUAGAUCUUAAAGGAAUGUCUCCAAAAAUGAAAACUAAGCUCUUGGAGAAUGCACGUCGAAAACAUAGUUUUUCUGAAGAGAGCUGCCAAAGGAAUUGCACACGUUUUAGUGAGCAGUUCAAAGAAAAUUUUGCAUCCAAUGAUGUCAAAGCUGCAGACUUCAAUUCUCUAAGUUGUAAAGAAAUGUUUAGCCAUGAAAAUGUCCAAGAACUGCCUUUUAACAUUGAAUCCGGUGAAAACCUUAGAGACGUUAAAACAGAUCGUGAAAUAUUGGUAUUUAUUGAUGAUGAUGAAUUCUAUCAAAUCGUGAAUGAGGGGAUGAGCAACAGAAAUAAACAUCUGAUCAAGAAAACCUACGGAAUACAAAGCUUGGACAACAUGCAAAGUGUUCAGAUAGAAAAUAUUCGCAACAGAAUGAAGCUUUUGCAAAGGACAUUGGAGACCAGAUUUGGCGCUGAGAAAUUGUGUGAUAUUUGCAGAUAUCUCAAAAAAGAGAGACUAGCUUUGUUAGAUGAUCAUGUUCAUAGUCACACCCAAAAAGUCCUGGGACACGAAGCAGAAAGAUCACUGACAAUGAUUUUUGAACUUUUACUGCUUGAAAAGAAGCUAGGAAAAAUUUGUUAUCCAGCCAACGUAGUUACGUUUCCAGAAGUAAGUUAGAUCUGGUAUUCCACUAAAUUUAUUCUUAUAUAAAUAAAUAUUUUUCAAUAGCUUUCAAAAAUGCAUAUUUAUUUUGUAACAUUGAAAAUUAUUCAGAACAUCUUAUUUAUUGAAUCUUAAUUGGUAGGAUUGUGUAAAGGUAUGAAUUUCCCGUUACAUGAGAGUGAAAAGACGAGAGAUUGACGAUCACGUCGCAAAUCUCUAAAUGGCUACAUAAUGUUUUGAAACCCCGAGCUUGAAAUUUACGGAAAACAUCUCUUAAGUCCAGAGAUAUUUAACAGUAGCAAGUGACUGGACAUUUCCAGCAAUUGAUAAUUCAUGAUUUUUAACUAAAAGAGUUUUUCGGUUACCAAGCGUCCCAUUUUGGUUACAAUUUAAUAUAGUGUAUUUAAUUUAUUUGAUUUAAUUUAUUUGAUUAAUAAUUUGAUUAGGUAUAUUUGACAAAGUUUAUUGUAAGAAUAUCAUAUAUUAAUUGUCGCAUUUGUUUUGGAAAGCCAUUCUUCUUUCAUUUGCCAAGCGAUGUGUUCGAAAUGUUCCAGUGUAGAGAGGUGUGUUAGGAGUAUUUAGUUCAAGUUUAUUACCAAACAUUCGACCCCUUUCUGCUUAAAAUGGAGCAUAGGAAAGUCUUUGCUAUUCUAAAUGAUUAUAUGAAUUUGAACUUGCUCAGUUUUCAAUCUCAACCAGCAUCCAACCGCAAGUUUCUAUAAUGUGGCUUUGCCGUCGGGACGAAAUUCAUAUUUGGGGGGGGGGCACCCCAUUGUAUUGCUUUCCAUUCAGUACACUGUUAUA
This is a messenger RNA of Rhopilema esculentum, 5720 nucleotides long. RefSeq lists its product as uncharacterized. Gene Ontology annotation, biological process: protein phosphorylation. Lineage: Eukaryota; Metazoa; Cnidaria; Scyphozoa; Rhizostomeae; Rhizostomatidae. The record is from RefSeq and is a predicted model, not a curated record. Gene Ontology annotation, molecular function: protein kinase activity; ATP binding.